Messenger RNA from Yarrowia lipolytica CLIB122, 423 nucleotides. RefSeq lists its product as uncharacterized. The record is from RefSeq and is a predicted model, not a curated record. Gene Ontology annotation, cellular component: cytosol; nucleus. Gene Ontology annotation, molecular function: DNA binding. Lineage: Eukaryota; Fungi; Ascomycota; Dipodascomycetes; Dipodascales.
AUGGAUAACGACGAGUUGGAAGCCAUCAGACAGGCUCGAAUGGCCGAGCUGCAGAAGAGCCAAGGAGGAGCUCCCGGAGGAGGGCAGGGCAUGCCUCAGAUGGGAGGACGACCAGGAGGUGCCGGAGGGGCAGGAGGAGCUGAGGAUGAAGGUCGAGUUGCUAUUCUCUCACAAAUUCUCACAGCCAACGCACGAGAACGACUCUCGCGGAUCCGAAUCGUGCGACAAGACAGAGCUCGGCAGGUUGAAGACAUGCUGAUAAGACUGGCUCAGACUGGCCAGAUCCGAAAGAAGGUCGAGGAGGAGGAACUGGUGAGUUUGCUGGGUCAGAUUAGUAAGCAGGACCAGAAGACUACCGGCAACAACAAGAUCAUCAUCAAUCGGAGAGAGUUGGACGACGACGAUGAUGACUUUUUCGAUUAG